UCAUCGAUUCACCCCAGCUGGGAUCUGGCCCCAUUGACUUCAGUGAAGAUAUGGCCAAUUGACACCAGCUGGGGGAUCUUACACAGAAAUCAACAGAAGAGGGAGAGGAGAGGAAAGAAAAAAGGACGGACCCAGUCGUUGGCCUCUUAACUUCCAAGCCACACUUUGGCCCAGCGGCAGCGGAGCGGUAGCUGGGUUGGGUCUAAUGGAAACUUAACUUGAACUUCCACCCCCGCUGGUUUUGGGUGGCCACCGAGUUGGCUGUCACAACGCUGAUAUGAGCGGGGAUGGCUGCAGGGCCCUCGGGGGCGUAUAAAGGUGAGAAGGAUCCCUCAAAACUCAGCCCCCGCUGCUUGUGGGAACCCAGUCACUUAACACCUGGUUCUACACGGCUAUGACUCACGCUCAAGUUCACCUCGCUGCAGCAGAGCAGCCGCUCCCGCGAAAGGGGGAUUCACGCCCAGCGUCCAUCGACCGCACCAGUUGUGCAGACAUGGGAGCAUUGACGCAUGGGCCUGGCCAUCCCAAAACCGUUGGGAAAGAAAGGGCAACAUGUCUGGAUUCAAGAUGGCCGACCCCAGCAGGAAACUGCCACUGAACCAUUGAAUGCUUUAUUGUCACGGCCAUUUUGAAGGCAGAAAUUCUUGUGUCGGGGGCUCGCUGCCCAACAGGACGGCUUUCUGUCAGCGCCUCGGAGGCACUGGACUGCCCCUGCCUCUGGUGUCAAUUGCUCUUGGGUAAGGAGGUGAGACCUGCUAAUGAAGGAAGUCCCCAACACAGAGAUAGGAAGGAAAUUCCCUAGCCCCUGACAGGUGCUACUUCCUGAUUUAGAAGGCACCACUCGCCUUGGAUUGCACGUAUAUCUCAGCGGUUGCCAUUCCACACAACGUGUCUUGCUGGGUGCUGUCGUCUUUUGCUGUGGACCAUGACUGAGGAAAUUAUCUACGCGGAUAUAAAUGUUCUGGAAGAUACAUCCCCCGCCUGCCAACCCUCUCUCCUUAAACACCACGUUUUCCAGGGCCGCUACCUGCAGAUGGAUACUGGCGCAGUCUCAUCGGUCCCUGAGAACGGCAGUGUUGCUCAGAGACAUUCCCCCGGCAGAGAAUGCAACAGGAGCCUGGAGGACUUGGUGUCUCGCCUGAAGCAGAGUCUGUGUCACUCAGCCCAGAGCCCCACAGCAGACGGCUCCAGCUGCAAACUCUGCCCCAUGGACUGGCUGUCACACAGGGGAAAGUGUUACUGGUUUUCCAAAGACAGCAAAAACUGGACCGAGAGCCGUGCUGACUGCUCAGCGAAGAGCUCUCGAAAGCUAGUGAUCCAGGACCAGGAGGAGAUGGAAUUCAUACAGAACGUCACACGGGGUAAAUAUCAUGUCUGGCUCGGGCUCAGUGUUACAUCUGCAGAGAAGAACUGGACCUGGGUGGACAACUCCGUGUUAGACCAAACUCUGUUCCCAGUAACGGGUCCUACUGAUGUGAACAGCUGCGGGGUGAUAAAAGGGAAUCGGAUUCACUCUGAAACCUGCAGUGCUGAAUUCAAAUGGAUUUGCCAGAAGGAAGCCGUGCUGCUAUAAAGAGUGGCAUUAGAGACACUUGUUCCCAUAACAGACCAGUACACUGCCUUGGGUUUCAGUCUUCGGGCCAGACUUCCAGGAGCGGAUGUGCCUGCGGAGACAUGUACGUGCAUCCUCAAACCAGCUGUUUGUAUCUUCAGCUCGGGUAAAUGCAUGUGCAAACCAGGCUGAAGGGCAAAGGAGCAUCUCAUGGACGUAAACACUGCACCACUGACUCUGGUCCAGCAAGAACACGCCUCUUCCUCCCCCUGUAUCCCCUUCCACCAUCACUGAUUCCCUGGCUCCAUCCCUUCCUUCUUCACCCUCAAUGCCUCUUCUGCUUUCUGCCUCUCAGGCCAAUACUUCAAUUCCCUUGUUCUCCACCUAGCUCAGUGGGAGGGAUACUUUCAUAUCCUUGUUCUCCUGGAUCUGGUUUCUCUGCCAUCUCUCCUGGGUCUUCUCCUGCUUUUCUGACUAUUCCUCCUUCAGCAUUCCCUUGACAAGCUUGGAACUUUUUUAACCCAAUGUUUUUCAAAUCAGGUGUUUCAUGGAAGCCGACAACGGCUUUUGAACAGUUUCGGUUUUGACGAGUUGGCAUUUUCUGACCAAAACAAAUCAGAACAUUGCUAACCACGACUACGCGUUUCUCAUAUUUUUUUUGUGAAUUUUGCAUCAUUUGUAAUUUAUAACCACCUCUUCAUUUCCCAUUUUUAAUAAAUUAUCAACAUUUUCUAUAGUUUAUAACCUUCCAUUUUCAGAAUAAGGAUAUUUUAAUGUUUUUGGCAGCGUAGUCACAUGGUGGAUUUUUAUUUAAUUAUUUUAUUUUUAAAUUAUUUUACAAAAUGAAAGCAAUAAACAACAAAUGUUCAAGGGAAAAUUUGCUAAAAAUAGUGGUAAAAUUUAAAAAAAUUAUUUUAAAUGAAAAAUAUUAAUGUUGAGAAAAGGACAUUUUUGACCAAAAAAAUCCCCCUAACAAACCAACUUAUAUUUCAAAAAUAGUGACCAAAUACAACUUUUAAAAAUUAUAAAAAUUGAUCUUACCGAUCUCUGGAGAGAGGGAUAGCUCAG
Messenger RNA from Chelonoidis abingdonii (Abingdon island giant tortoise), 2620 nucleotides. The record is from RefSeq and is a predicted model, not a curated record. Lineage: Eukaryota; Metazoa; Chordata; Testudines; Testudinidae.